Messenger RNA from Myxocyprinus asiaticus (Chinese sucker), 5343 nucleotides. It is a transcript of the gene znf521, whose product is annotated as zinc finger protein 521. Gene Ontology annotation, cellular component: nucleus. Gene Ontology annotation, biological process: regulation of transcription by RNA polymerase II. Lineage: Eukaryota; Metazoa; Chordata; Actinopteri; Cypriniformes; Catostomidae. The record is from RefSeq and is a predicted model, not a curated record. Gene Ontology annotation, molecular function: DNA-binding transcription factor activity, RNA polymerase II-specific; RNA polymerase II transcription regulatory region sequence-specific DNA binding. The transcript has 9 exons. Bases 59 to 4306 code for a protein of 1415 amino acids.
AGCAGCAGGCUGACAAUGAUUUCCUCCGUGAUUGCGCAGAGAGCGCGUCCCCGCGGGGAUGGGGCCCCCUCUGGAGCCGUCCGCAUGGCUUUGGGGGCCUCGCUUCCAUUUUCCAUUAUUAUGUGGACUACCGGAGCGACAGCGCAGAUCGAGACCUCGCAGCGGGUUCUGUAGGAUGUCGCGCCGCAAACAAGCCAAACCAAGAGCUCUGAAAGACGCUGCUCCUGAGACGGAAUCAAAGGAUGAAGAAGAUGGCCAUCUGAGGCUCUCUCGGAUCUCUCCUGAGGAGGAAGAAAAGGAGGCGGAAGUGCAGGUGUUUGAAUCAUUGAGCGCUCUCUCUCAACACAAGAUUCACCGGUGUCACCUCACAGAUGGAACUGAUGUAGAGGAUGACCCGUCCUGCUCUUGGCCUGCAUCCUCACCAUCUAGUAAAGACCAAACAUCUCCAGGCCAUGCUGAUGACUAUGAAUGUGGUGAGGUCAAAGGAGGUGCCGGCCUGCCCUACCCAUGCCAAUUUUGUUCUAAAUCCUUCAGUCGCUUGAGCUUCCUAAAGUGCCACGAGCAGAGUCACAGAGAUAAACUUCCCUUUAGCUGCACAUUCUGUAGCCGCUUGUUCAAGCACAAGCGCAGUCGUGACCGACACAUCAAGCUUCAUACUGGUGACAAAAAGUACCACUGUAGAGACUGCGACUCUGCUUUCUCUCGCAGUGAUCAUCUGAAGAUCCAUAUGAAGACACAUUCUGCUAACAAGCCCCAUAAAUGCCCUGUGUGCCGCAGGGGGUUCUUGUCCACCAAUUCACUUCAUGGACACAUGCUGGUGCAUGAACGUGGAAAAGAUGGAGCAAAUACUAAUGCCUCUCAAGAAUGGAGGACACGCAAAUGCAGCCGCUGUGAGGAGGGUUUUAAUAUGCCUGAAGAUCUGCAAAAACACAUUGCAGAAAGCCACCCAGAGUGCUUUUCUCCUGGUGGAGGGAGUUUAGAUCCAGGACUGCAAUGCAUCUACUGCCACGAGCCGUUCAGUGAUGAAGGAAUGCUUCUGAGCCACAUCGAUCAGUUGCAUGGCAGAGACAGGAAGAACAACAUGUGCACUGUGUGCUCUGAGCAGUUCCCUACUCUUGAGGAUCUGUACACUCACAUGGAUGUUCACCAACUCCCAGAGUUCAGCAAUACCCCCUCCCUGUUGCCCAUGGGAUAUACAUCUGUUUCAAGUACUACCCCAGACUCUAACCUUUCUGUUGAUAGUUUGACCAUGGCAGAGAUGUUUUCUAAAGUGCCCAAGACACAAGGGAGAAGAAAGAGGGCCAGCCAAAAUGUGUCUCAUAUGUAUGGGCGAUCUUCUAAGCAGCGUAAAAUGACAUACAGCUGCAUCUACUGCAGCAAACAAGUUUUCUCAAGCCUUGAUGUGCUACAGAUUCAUCUUAAGACAAAGCAUGUUGACAAACCAGAGCAGGCUCAUACCUGCCAAUUUUGCUUGGAGAUUCUUCCGUCCCUUUGCAACUUAAACGAGCAUCUGAAGCAGAUCCACAAUGCAGAGGAUUCCUCAGGGCUACUUGCCAACCUGUCUGACUCCCUGCUGCAGUGUAACUUCUGCCCAGAGGUGUUUGGAGAUUUAAAUGCUCUGCAGGAGCACAUCCGCUGCUCACAUGGAUUUCCUAGUCCAGUGUCCAAAGAAAGCAAUGCAUUUUUUUGCCCCAAGUGCUUUAUGGGAUUCUUAACUGAGGCCUCUCUAGAAGAACAUGUCAGACAGACCCAUUGUGACUCUGGGAGCUUGCGGUAUGACUCUCCUUUAGCAGUCACUCCUAAAGAUCCAAUUGUGGAGAUCUACUCCUGCUCUUACUGCACCAACUCGCCAAUUUUUAAUAGUGUCCUCAAGCUUAACAAGCACAUUAAGGAGAACCACAAGAACAUCCCUCUUGCUCUGAAUUAUAUAAACAAUGGGAGGAGAUCUCUGCGAGACCUCAGCCCUUCAUCGCCAGUAUCUGUAGAACAGGCCCCAUUAUACAAUCCGAACAGCACUUCCUUACGUUCAAAUGAGUUCCUUUGUAAUCAGUGUGGUGCUAAAUACACAAGCCUAGACCUUUUCCAGACACACAUAAAGACCCACCUUGAUAGCAUUGUGCCCCAGUUAACUUGUCCACAGUGUAAAAAAGACUUUCCUAACCAGGAGUCUCUGCUAAAACACGUGACAGUUCAUUUUACCCUCACAUCCACGUACUACAUCUGUGAGAGUUGUGACAAGCAAUUCACAUCAGUGGAUGGCUUGCAGAAACAUCUCCUUGACAUGCACACUUUUGUGUUUUUUCGUUGUACGCUCUGCCAGGAGGUGUUUGACUCUAAAGUGUCCACUCAACUGCACCUCGCAGUAAAGCACAGUAAUGAGAAGAAGGUAUACCGUUGCACUUCCUGCAACUGGGAUUUCAGGCAUGAGGCUGACCUUCAAAUGCACGUCAAACGUUGUCACCUGGAAAAUCAGGGCCACUCGCACCGCUGCAUAUUUUGCGGUGAGUCCUUUGGCACCGAAGUGGAGCUGCAGUGUCACAUUACCACACAUAGCAAGAAGUACAAUUGUGACUUUUGUUGCAUGGCCUUCCAUGCCGUUCAUCUGUUAGAACGCCAUCAUCGUGAAAAGCAUUGUGUGUUUGAGGGAAAGGUACAGAACUGCAGCAACAAUGAAUCCACAUCAGGUAGCGGUGAUUCUGUUGCCAAAGAUGAUGCAGAAUUCCAGGGUUUUCUAACCAACAGUCAUGCAAGAACUAGUGCAGGGGAGUCACACAACAGCCAUGAUGGCAGUGAAGAAGAUGUUGACACUUCAGAUGUCAUGUAUAGCUGUGACAUCUGUGGUGCUUCCUAUACUAUGGAGUCCCUCCUGACCAACCACCAACUCCGUGACCAUAACAUUCAUCCAGGAGAGAGUGCAUUGCACAAGAGAAAAGCAGAAAUGAUUAAGGGAAAUCACAAAUGCAAUGUCUGCUCUAGAACCUUCUUUUCAGAAGGAGGGCUCCGGGAGCACAUGCAGACACACCUAGGGCCUGUCAAACAUUACAUGUGUCCCAUCUGUGGAGAGCGUUUCCCUUCACUGCUGACCCUGACAGAGCACAAGGUCACUCACAGCAAAAGUCUGGACACAGGAAGCUGUCGAAUCUGCAAAUUACCACUACAGAGUGAGGAAGAUUUCCUGGAGCAUUGUCAGAUACAUCCUGAUUUGCGCAACUCAUUAACUGGCUUCCGCUGUGUGGUCUGCAUGCAGACUGUCACCUCAACUCUAGAGCUCAAGAUCCACGGCACCUUUCACAUGCAAAAGACUGGAGAGGCAUCUACAAAUCACCCAACAGCAUGCUCAGCUCCCAAACACCUUCAACACCAUCAAAGCCAAAAGGUUUUAAAGUGUGCUACGUGUCUCAAAGAGUUCCACUCCAAGCAUGAGUUGGUGAAGCUUGACAUUAAUGGUUUUACAUAUGGCCUUUGCUCAUUAUGUGUCAAUGCUGCUGGUAGCAAGAGCUCGACUGUAAAUGGAGGGAAACAGUUGCAGCAAGGGGCUCAUACAUCAACAGGUCCUGCUACUGGAUGGAGCCAUGGGGACAGCCUUAGCCCUGGUGCUGUGAAGGGAAAGACUGCCUCUUCUUCCUCAUCAUCUUCAUCAGUAUCACCCUCUAUUGCCAAAACCCGUUGUUACAGCUGCAGUGUUAAAUUUGAGUCAGAGACUGAGCUUCAAGCACACCUGCAGACAAUGCACAGAGACCAAACGCCAGAGAUCGCUCCACUAAGAACCUUUGAUGGCUCCCCUAUGCCACAAGUUAGCCCCUCACAAACUGAUGAGGAAUACACUCGGACAUGCAAACACAGUUGUAAACAGAUGAGCAAUGUGAACCUGAACUCGGCUACCCGCAUGACGUGGCCACCACGGCUGGUGGAACGCACAAUCUUCAUACCUAACAUGAUAUCGAAGAAGACUUACCAGUGCAUCAAGUGUCAGAUGGUCUUCUACACUGAAUGGGACAUUCAGGUCCACGUGGCCAAUCAUAUGCUUGAGGAAGGUCUCAAUCAUGAGUGUAAAGUGUGCAGUCAGAGUUUCGAUUCCCCUGCGAAGCUGCAGUGUCACCUGAUCGAGCACAGCUUUGAGGGGAUGGGAGGAACCUUCAAGUGCCCCGUCUGCUUUACAGUAUUCGUGCAGGCGUGCAAACUGCAGCAGCACAUCUUCACUGCACACGGUCAGGAGGACAAGAUCUACGACUGCUCACAGUGUCCACAGAAGUUCUUCUUCCAGACUGAGCUUCAGAAUCACAGUGUGAGUGCGCACAGCAGCUAACAACACACCUGCAUGAAGAGAAUCAACACACCCAAACCAUCUCGGCCCAGUCAACAAUAAACAUUUUUUGCAUUGCACUAAACCAUCAGUCAAAAAAUAAAUAAAUACAAUAAAUAAAAAUGCUGUUUGUUCUAUACAAAGUUAUUCGAAGUUUGAGGAUAUUUAUGACAUUUAAUGUUUAAUAUAAACAAACUUUUUGUAAGUAAGUCCUUCAUGUUUUGCUAUUCCUCUUGUAAACAGUUUUGCAUUUUUAUUGUGAAAGAAAAAAUGUGUAUGAAUAUUACAAAUGGAACAAAUGGCCAACCAGAUAGAGCUGAAAUGAGAAGAUGACUGCAGGAAACGUCUGAAACAUCAUCACCUACCCUCCCUGCCCGUGUAGAACACCUUAGUAACACACCAACCACUGAGUGACAUGAAGUAUGAAAGAGAUGAUCAAUAUAUGCAAAAUCAGAACAAGAAAAAAUAAACUCAAGUUUUGCUCAUUAAUAGCAAGACGGAGUUGUGAUCCAUUCCCAACUUCAAAACGUUUUUUGCUGUCCAUCCACACUGAAUUGUAUAUUUAUGUUAUUAAUGUUUACUGCCUGCUCAAGUCUGUAUAUGGCUUACUUUGCCUUUGACAGAAUCAAAUGAAAGAAACUGAUAUGUUUGGCUACACAAUUCCUAUCAGAAGUCAACAUGUGUCACUGAUGUGUCGUGUGCUACAGACGCUUUGUGUAAUACUGUAUGUACAGUGUAGACCAGUUUUGCAUUCAAUUGAAUUCAGAUGCACUUUUGUAAGAGUCCAUACUUUCAUGGAUGUCCUUGUUUUAAGAUGACUACAUAUACUUGAUAAGUGCAACGCGUUCAGUAGGCCUACUGGACUUUGAAAAUUAUACUUUUUCUUUUUACUGUGUGUAAUGACGUGUCAAAAAAAAAAAAAAAAAAGUUCUAUAUAAAGUUUGAGGUCUGAAUUUGUUGGACCUUUUUUGUUCUCAUGUGAUGAAAACAUUAAAACUGUAUGAGAAUAUGGAUCUGCUGUACUUUUCCAAAGAAAAACA